AUGUUCAGUCCGACCGAGAGUACCACUGAUAAAUCACGACCCAAUUCGGCACGUCGCCAUUUUAGUCAAGAUUCCCUAUUUCUGCCCUGCGACACGUCUCGUGUACGAGUUCACCGGGAUCGUUUCGGUUCCGCCUCCAGUCACCACGAAGUGCCGGUUGGCGAAUCCUGGUCCGGUUCUGACGAUGCAGAUCGAGGACUAGAAAGUCAGUCCAAAUUGGGUUCUGAUCCGGAUGACAUGUCUGGCACUCAGCUAAGUCAGUCGCUAACUAGUGGUCUGAGUCACCUAACUGUGGUCGCAGCCAGUGCCUCGUUACGUGAAAAGAACAAUACUGCAUCGGCUGAACCAAUUGAAAAAGUGGUGACUGUGCAACCAAGUUCUUUGAAAGCGGAAUUGAAUACGAUGCAUUACGAUUCGGACAAAGGGAACGUUGAUUCACCCACGCUUGAAAGUGAGGAUCAUAACACUACUACUCAGAGUGAUACAGAUCGUGAAUCCACAGCCAUAAUCCAUUCUCAGGGUCAAUACCCUCUACUUGGCCAAGUCUCCCCGUUGUGGUCUACUGGAAAACGCAAACGUGAGCGCUCUCUCCUAGAACUGCCGAAUGAACCUCCCAAACCUCAGCCUUCUGCUACAGUUCCUUCCAGUGCAAUCAGUACCCAGGACUCCCGUUCGGUUGUAGUUAGUCGACCAAAUGAUAUUCAACUGGACCCGAGAGAGAUUGUAUCACGGGAAUAUGGUGUCCAGCUGCGUCCAGAACCGGGACGACGCCGUUUACGCAUGAAGCGACCUGUGGAUGAAACUUCCGACUCAAAUUCAUGUCAAAAUUCGACUGCCCGAAUUUCCGGAGGCGAGGGGAAACUUGUUCGUAGACGCUCGUCAUCUGUUUCAGGAAGCUCUUUCUCAUCGCCGUCCACAACAACAUCGACAGACACGCAUACUCAUUUGAGUACAGAAAAUCUUGCACUGGAACUUCGGCAACACAUGCUGGACAGUUUGAGCGAUAAAGAACAUCACGUGCGACGUGUCCGGAGUCGAUUGCGGAAAGAUCAACGACGUCCAGAUUCUUUGGCUGUACCCAGUAUUCUUAGAUUACCCAAUCCACUGACCACUGCGUCAGCUGAAAUUCCGGAUCCCUCGGCACCAAGUCUGUCAAAUGAUUCACUCAGGCGGUUCUCCCUUGGUCCUCUAGGCCGAUCCCUAUUUGGUAACCUUGAUCGAGCCUCGAUUUCCAUCCUGUUUCCGAAUUCAACAGCCACAACAACAGGACUGAUUUCCAGCAUAACUGAGGCCGAUUUGGAUUUGAGUGAGUUAUCCGAUGAUGUUGCGCGGGAAAUCAUCGAUAUUCGACACAGUGUGAAUUUGGGCUGGGCUAAAACCACGGAGGAGGAACAGAACACAUCUCCGGACUCCACCGGUCAGGCCUGUGUCUCCGCACCAUGUUCACCGGGUCAGUUUGAUCAAAAUAUCCCAUUAGAUGAACCAGAUUUUGAUGCGGAUUAUUCCAAUCUAGUUACACCUCGGAGGCCAGCAGAUGUGGAGUCGGAGUCGCAACCAGGAUCCGACUGGCGACGUUCGACGCGGUAG
Messenger RNA from Echinostoma caproni, 1587 nucleotides. NCBI's taxonomy places the organism in Eukaryota, Metazoa, Platyhelminthes, Trematoda, Plagiorchiida, Echinostomatidae. The record is from the annotation of a GenBank genome assembly.